This is a messenger RNA of Gigantopelta aegis, 4812 nucleotides long. RefSeq names its product BTB/POZ domain-containing protein 17-like. Lineage: Eukaryota; Metazoa; Mollusca; Gastropoda; Neomphalida; Peltospiridae. The transcript is spliced from 2 exons. Bases 751 to 1839 code for a protein of 362 amino acids. The record is from RefSeq and is a predicted model, not a curated record. Gene Ontology annotation, molecular function: protein binding.
AAUUACAGCUAGAGAGAGAGAGUUAGAUCGAGUUAGAGAGAGAGAUGGAGUGAGACAGAAGUGUGCUAUCAAUGUUAUCACACCAGUUAACCCAAUAAAGGAACUACUGCCAAUCAGUAAUUUGAUUAGCAGCAGGGAAAACAAGCCAUCAGACUGAUAAAGAAGCCGUGAUUACUCUGCCCAGUAAUGGACCAGUUCAAAUUGUUAAUGGACCCUACACCUCGACUUCAGUUUCUGUCCGUGUGUAAAGCAUAUGUUUAUCUGCGAAGUCGGUGCAAGCGGUGGGGCCUGCACUACAUGCUCACACGACAGCACACGAACAAUAUUUGGCCCGGACGCAGACACCCUGUCUCCUGCCCUCAUCGGCAGCAGGUUUUAAUGGCAGCCGAACACUAAUGAUUAAAGGGCCGAGGUGUCUACGCUGGUAAGUGGCUGCUCGCUGGGUCACCAGCUGUUUCUCGCUCUCUGUCUCUCGCUGAGUGGCCAGGUAGACUUUGAAAACCUGGCCCGUGGAACAAAUGGAUUCACAACAGCACAUUAUCACCACCCCGCUACAUGGCUUGGUGGUGGAGUUAUUUUCUGAAGCAGUUGUUUGAGGCUGACCUGGCCCGCACACAUUCUGUGGUAGGGUGUGAAGUGACUUUCUUUUUAUUUAUUUAUUAAGGAAGCUACUCCUUUACAAACGGUUGUCUGUGGCUGUGGUGGCCGGACGUGCGACAUCGAUCUGUAAAAUGCUGCGGCCCGGAGAGAAUGAAGCGAUUCAGCGCACCCAGCCAGCAGCAGCAGCAGCAGCAGCACUAUCCUGACCCGACCCGCCCCCCGCACGGGGUGGAUGAUGACACUGCCAGCCUCAGCGAUGGCAGCAAGAAGGUGAAGACGGCACAGUCGUUCGAGUCUCUCUUUGACAACGAGUCUCACAGUGACGUCAUCAUCGACGUCAGUGACAGCCAGUACGUUUUCCACGCUCACAGGAUGAUCCUCAGCAUGAAGAGUGAGGUCUUUGCGUCGCUCCUCAACAACAUCGCAGCCGUCGAUGGCCAGAAGUCCAUACUGUAUCUGCAGGAGCAGCAGGAAUGCGGUCGAGUGUUCAGCCGGUUUCUGUACUUCAUUUACAGCGGUGCCGUGUGGCUCCACAGGGACUACGUCAUUCCGUUGCAUAAGCUGGCAGAAAAGUAUGCUGUGAGACCUUUGUGUUCACACUGUGAGAGCUAUAUUCACCAGCUUUUGUUAAACACUGUUUCUUCUUCUUCUUCUUCAUCAUCAUCAUCAUCAUCAUCCAGCUCUCGGGGAUUUAGUAUAGAUGUUGUGCAUGAUUUGUGUGAGAAUAACGGCAACACGGAGGACAUAAGGAAUCUGGCUUUCAAAGUGUUGUGCAUUCGGUUCAAGGAGUUCGUCCGCAGCGACCGAUGGGUGCACUGUUCGUGGAAGAUUGUGCAUGACCUGAUUCAGAGCCAGGACUGCAACGCUGAGGAGAGCUUCAUCCUGACCUCAGCGACCGACUGGAUGAAGAAGAACAAGCUUCAUGCCAAGGGUCAGAUAGAAGACAUCCUCUCAAAGAUUCGCUACCCUCUUCUCAACAGGAGGGUUCUGUAUCACCUGCAGAAAAACGGUGCUUUCAAAAACUUCCCCUGCGUGCAGCAUCUCGUAGACAAUGCGGUGAAGUAUCACUGCUUCAAGGAGUUACCCGAAGCGAAGGACGACUUCGUCGGUGUUCAGUUUGAGCAGCGUGACAACAGACUGCACCGGUCGCAGCCCGAGAUCAGCAACGCAGUGGCAACGGCUGAUAAUAACAACUGUAAUAUUGUGCAACAGUUAACAAAAACUAGUGAUCCGCCAUGACAUGGAUUGUAAAUUCACAAAUGGUUAUUAAUAUCAGUGUCAGGAUUCUAUAUAACUUCAGAUGUGAUGCAGUCAUCACAAGGCAAGGCAAGUGAUCACUUCCGCUCUCCGCCACACUCGUUUUAGGAGAUUUGCAAUAAAAUGUUUAAUGAAUUUUAUUUGAAACUUCAUGUACGUCUGGCAUCAUUUAACUUUUAAGGGGAGUGAUCUUCAGCUCGCCUUGACUUUACUCAUGGCAAAGACUGUGACAUAAAAAAAAAAAAUCACUUCAGUUUCAAUAUGGCAAUUUGCAAUAAAAUGUUUCAUGAAUUUCAUUUGAAACUUCAUGUAUGCGAUUGCUUGCCUGGCAUCAUUUAAGGAGAGUGAUCUUUAGCUCUCCUUGAUUUUACUCAAAGACUGUGACAUAAAAAAAAAAAUCAUUUCAGUUUCAAUAUGUCAAGUUCUUAUGUAAGAUGGCAUUAAAAUAAAUAAUAAAAUGGAAAGGAAUAUUUGUUCAAAAUGAAACGUAUUAUUAAAAGUGGAAAAGGAUGAGGGUUCUGUACAGUUUUACCGUAAACUCACUCUGUUCAGAUUUGUAGGUGGUCUUCCCAUCAUGUGAGGCGAGAUGUAGCUUAGUGGUAGAGUGUUGGUCAUGAGGUGCGGUGGGUUGCAGGAUCCACUGCCCUCAACAGACUUUCCCAUUCCAACCGGUUAACUACAACUGGUACAUCAAAGGCCAUCAUAUGUCUAUGAAAAAUUGCAUAUAAAAGACCCCUUGCUGCUUAACAUUAGGAGUAGCCUAUGUAGUGGCAUCAGGUUUCCUUUCUUAUCCUCUAUAAACCAAUGUCAAAAUAACCAUAUGUAGACACCAAAUAUUCUAAAAUGUGCUGAGAUGUCAUCAAACAAAUAUUCCUUUCCUUUCUAUCAAAUGAGAUCUAUCAAAGUCAUAUUGUUAAUGGGGACUUCAAAGAACUAACUAUCCUGAACUUGUAGCCAUUUAAUUGGAAUAUGCAGUUAAUCAAUCAACUCACACUUACUACUUCUGGGUAAAAAAACAGGCUUCUGCAAUAGCAAUAGUUUAGUUCGCGCAUCACUCGCGUAAGUAUAGUUUGCGUACCCGUUUUUCGUUCGUGCAUUGAAUUUAUGACAUCAUUUCAUUAUCAUGAUAGGUUAUGUAAAAAUGAAAUUGGUUACCUGAAUUUUUUUUUUUUAAAUGUGUGUAACCCAUAAAUGGGUUACGCAAAUUUUCAAUGCUCAGAGGCCUGGAAGGAAAAGCAUUAUAUCCAAAAAUAAAUUUAGAUUUCCUUUGACCCAGUUAUUUCUAAUUUUGUUCGGCGGUUAGUAGAAAAUUAAAUUGUUUUAUAUAAACUUAAUAUAUAGUAUUUAUAUUUAUAGGUAAAAGUCCAUAGUCAGCUACUACAAACAUUAAGAUGACCAGAAUGCAUUAAAUAUAUACAGCUUUCUAAAUCUUAAGAAACAAAAUAUAAACAUAUUGCUUUUUCAAUGAUUUAAAACAGCCAUACUAGAUUAUAAAAGAUAUUUGUAAUUUAAAUGAUAAAAUGUAACACAUUUUAAUUUUAAAUAUUUAAAAAAGCUGUAUUGGCCAAAAAGAUGUUACAAUGUUACAUGGCUACAAACUCAGAAUGGUGUCUCUACAUCUAGAGAAACAAAUUUACAAUUUCACAUUACAUCAAGAAUUUACUGUUAUCAUGGUUUCAGGACCAACAAGCUUUUUCAAUUACUUGGAAUAUUAGACUGUCUAUAAAUAUACACGAUUUUUCAAUUACUUGGAAUAUUAGACUGUCUAUAAAUAUACACGAUUUUUCAAUUACUUGAGAGUGUCAGACUAUCUAUAAAUAUGCAAGAUUUUUCAAUUACUUGAGAGUGUCAGACUAUCUAUAAAUAUACAAGAUUUUUCAAUUACUUGAGAGUGUCAGACUAUCUAUAAAUAUGCAAGAUUUUUCAAUUACUUGAGAGUGUCAGACUAUCUAUAAAUAUACAAGAUUUUUCAAUUACUUGAGAGUGUCAGACUAUCUAUAAAUAUGCAAGAUUUUUCAAUUACUUGAGAGUGUCAGACUAUCUAUAAAUAUACAAGAUUUUUCAAUUACUUGAGAAUGUCAGACUAUCUAUAAAUAUACAAGAUUUUUCAAUUACUUGAGAGUGUCAGACUAUCUAUAAAUAUACAAGAUUUUUCAAUUACUUGAGAGUGUCAGACUAUCUAUAAAUAUGCAUGUAUUUAAAUUAUCACUGCCAACCUAACUAUCAGUUUAUAAUCUGAAUAACUACAUUUCUCAAGCUUCUAUAUUAAAAAAUUUAUAAUUCAUUAAUUAAAUUUUCAACCACUAAUAACGUUACAGCUAAAGCAGUUUAAUAUCAAUAUUCACAUGUAUACAUUUAUUUUCUUUGUUUUAAAAGAACAUGAAGAAGUAUAAAUAUACGGCGGUUUAAUAUCAAUAUACAUGUAUAUGGGUAUUUAUAAAAAAUACCUUUCUUUGUGUAAUAUGUUUUAAUUUUAAAAGAAAAUUAAAAAAUAUAUAUACAUGAGAGGCAGUUUGAUAUCAGUUUUCAUGACAGUAUAUUUAUAAAAAAUUACCUUCUUUGUCUAAUUUGAUUAUAAAAUACAUUGGAAAUGCCAACAUGUACCUAACAACUCACUGUAAAAAAGAGAAGAUCUUAGUCACAGCAAAAAUGACUUAGGAAUUAAAUAUAGAAAAUUAAUUAACAAAGUAUAUAAUAUGUAUGCUUUUAAAAAAAAUUCUGUGAAGAUACCGAACAAAUACAGCAUGUGUUUUUAGAAAGAAAACCAAUCAAAACCACAUGCGUAAGAUACCUUUACAAAUAUGACAUGUAUUAUUAACAAGAAAAACUAUCAAACCUACAUGAAUAUGUAUGGCAUUUGCUAUGGAAUAUGUGUAUAUUUAUCUUAUUUGUCAUGGCAGGCCCGAGAGUGGGUCAUAAUUAAUAAUAUGUAAAUAAACGAUUUGUAAAUGGUUA